Brassica oleracea var. oleracea is the source of this 1561-nucleotide messenger RNA. RefSeq names its product probable pectate lyase 5. The record is from RefSeq and is a predicted model, not a curated record. The transcript is spliced from 4 exons. Gene Ontology annotation, molecular function: pectate lyase activity. Bases 82 to 1302 code for a protein of 406 amino acids. NCBI's taxonomy places the organism in Eukaryota, Viridiplantae, Streptophyta, Magnoliopsida, Brassicales, Brassicaceae.
UAUCUUAUCACCAAACAAAAACAUUCAAAUCUCAUAACACAUUAAUAAAUAAAAUUCUCUUGAGAGACAAUAAUAAGGAGAAUGACACUUCUUCACUUGUCUCUCUCCCUAUUCUCAUGUCUCCUCCUUGUCCUAGGUCCGACCUUCAUCGACUCUGCUCAUGUCUCCGACCCCGAACUAGUAGUUCAAGAAGUAAACCAGAAGAUUAAUGCGUCUAGGAGGAAUCUUGGUGUCCUCUCAUGUGGGACAGGAAACCCUAUCGAUGAUUGUUGGAGAUGCGACAAGAAAUGGGAGAAGAACCGACAACGACUAGCUGAUUGUGCCAUUGGAUUUGGUAAACACGCAAUAGGCGGCCGUGACGGCAAAAUCUACGUGGUGACCGACCCUAGCGACAAAGACGUGGUUAACCCUAAACCGGGAACCCUAAGACACGCAGUGAUCCAAGACGAGCCGCUAUGGAUCAUCUUUGCACGUGACAUGGUCAUAAAACUGAAAGAAGAACUGCUCAUGAACUCGUUCAAGACCAUUGACGGCCGUGGAGCGAACGUCCAUAUCGCCGGUGGCGCGUGCAUCACUGCCCAGUACGUGACCAACAUCAUCAUCCACGGCAUCAACAUCCACGACUGCAAGAAGAGAGGGAAUGCUUACGUCAGAGAUUCUCCGUCGCAUUACGGGUGGAGGACGGCAUCUGACGGUGACGCUAUCUCGAUUUUCGGAGGGUCCCACGUGUGGGUUGACCACUGCUCGUUGUCUAACUGCGCGGACGGUCUGGUCGACGCCAUUCAUGGAUCUACGGCUAUUACGAUCUCUAAUAACUACUUGACUCACCAUAACAAGGUGAUGCUUUUGGGACACAGUGAUUCGUACACGAGAGACAAGAACAUGCAAGUCACCAUUGCGUUUAAUCAUUUUGGUGAAGGGCUUGUUCAGAGAAUGCCCAGAUGUAGGCAUGGAUAUUUUCAUGUGGUAAAUAACGAUUAUACGCAUUGGCAAAUGUAUGCAAUUGGUGGGAGUGCAGCUCCAACUAUAAACAGUCAAGGCAAUAGGUUUCUUGCUCCCAAUGACCAUGUCUUCAAAGAGGUGACUAAAUACGAAGAUGCACCACAAAGCAAAUGGAAGAAGUGGAACUGGAGAUCAGAAGGUGACCUUUUCCUAAACGGUGCGUUUUUUACGCCUGCGGGUGGAAGAGCCUCUUCGAGCUACGCUAAGGCUUCAAGUUUGUCGGCUAGACCAUCCGCGUUGGUGGCUUCCGUCACGGGCAAUGCUGGUGCUCUCUACUGUAAGAAAGGAUCUCGAUGUUAAUCCCACCCAACUACUUAAAUUAUAUUCCAUCUAAUUAAACAAGGAAAAAGAUGUGUUGGCCUCCUAUGUCAAUUUUUAAUUUACCCUUUAGUUUUAUUAUGGGGGAGGGUUAAAGUUGUAAGUUGGAUUUGAUGUGGAUACUAAAGUAUUGUAUGGAUUCCCUUUGGACCAAUGGGUUUCUUAUAAACUUUUUUCGGAGUAGGGACCAGUGUCUGUUGUGGUGGGGAUGUGUACAACUGCUGCAAGAUUGUUGAUUAUA